This is a messenger RNA of Xenopus laevis (African clawed frog), 2664 nucleotides long. It is a transcript of the gene lmo4.2.S, whose product is annotated as LIM domain only 4, gene 2 S homeolog. Gene Ontology annotation, molecular function: transcription coregulator activity. The record is from RefSeq and is marked provisional. Gene Ontology annotation, biological process: regulation of developmental process; animal gross anatomical part developmental process; tissue development. NCBI's taxonomy places the organism in Eukaryota, Metazoa, Chordata, Amphibia, Anura, Pipidae.
AGUAGUUGAGUUUGUGGAAGCUUCUGGGAGAGAGAAAGGAACAAGGAUCAGGAAUGGUGAAUAACCGGAUCUCCGAGUCUACCACCACAGCGGUGAGCAAUAACGGCAGCCCUCCCAAAGCCUGUGCCGGCUGCGGGGGCAAAAUUGCAGACAGGUUCUUGCUCUAUUCUAUGGACCGGUACUGGCACACCCGGUGCCUGAAAUGUUCCUGCUGCCAAGCACAACUGGGCGAGAUUGGCACGUCCUGUUACACAAAGAGCGGCAUGAUCCUGUGCCGGAAUGACUACAUCCGGUUGUUUGGGAACAGCGGCGCUUGCAAUGCGUGUGGCCAGUCCAUCCCUGCCAGUGAAAUGGUCAUGCGGGCACAAGGCAGUGUUUACCAUCUGAAGUGUUUCACAUGUGCCACAUGCAGGAACAGACUUGUACCGGGAGACAGGUUUCACUACGUCAAUGGCACCAUCUUCUGCGAACACGACCGUCCCACAGGGCUACUGAAUGGCCAUUUAAAUCCCCUCCAGAGUAACCCCCUCCAAGGCAGCCCCAUGCUUCCUGACCAGAAAGUUUGCUAAGAGACGGAGCGUGAGCCAGAUGUGUACCCCUCGUGCCUUCUGUUAAUAUUACCUUGGAGACACAUCCGUGACAUAGAAAUAUAUCUAUAUAUAAAUAUAUAUAUAAAGAAAUAUAUCCCCUCCCCUCCUCUGCUUAUUUUUUCUUUGCUUGGUCGAGGGUGCCUCCUCGCGCCCCGCCCACCACAGACAUUAAUUGGUGUUUCCGUCUUGGAGGAGUAGGGACAAAGAGACUUGUAAAUGAGAUGUACAAAAAGACAUUUAGGAUGAAUUUGGGGGAGGAGCUUGGAAGCUAUAGACCCUUUGUGAUGUGCACUGGAUACUCCUGUUUGGCCUGUAUGGCCAAUCACAAGCUCCAUUAUGGACACAAGGCCACAGUGGGAUACUGAUUUGCUGUUGGAGAGUGGAAAAGUCGGUAUGGAUUCUGUACAGGCCAACGAUGCUGCCAUAUUGUAUUGGACACGCCCCAGGGAGGAGCCUUGCAAAGUGCAUUGGGGGUCCCACCUCAGUAAAGGAAAUGCAUCCAUUUAUAUAAUGAUCCAUCAGGGCCUGGGGGAUGGCAGCAGGUAGGAAACCCACCCUUGGCCAAUGUGCGGAUUGAGGCUACUGUUGGAUUUAUACUGACUGUGCAUGCUGGGAGAUGAAGUUCAUCAGACAUUUCAUGGCUGAGCAUGAUAUUGGUGUGGUCCCUUUCUGUUAUGCUGGUGCAGGAGCCUGAUAUUGUGUAAUUAACAUAAUUAACGGAGUCGCUGAUUUUCUGUUCCCACCCCCUGUGACUGAUGGGAGUUGUAGUUAAGGAACAACCGUUGGAUCUCCUGGCUUUCAGUUCAGUACGACCAGUGUAGUUCCCCCAUGGAGGGCUAACAUCAGGGUGAUCCAGGCCACAGCCCUAGUGCAGUUGCUGAACUACAGACAAGGAGAGAGUGGGCACAGAUCUGUAAGUGGUUUGGGGGUGCAGUAGCCAGUCAUUUUAUGUCUGGUCUCAGAACAGCACUUAAUUUGGGGGGUGAGCUUCGGGUGGAAAAGCACUGGAUUGUCACGGGCAAUGCUGGACCGGUGGCCGAGUGCCACGCCCCCUGCGCACAAGCACAUAAUAGUGGGACUGAUGUCACUGGCUCCCUAGGGUGAGAUGUUCCUGUUGGGAUGGGGGCAGUAUUUAUUUGCCUCUUUUCUAAGUGAGCUGUUGCCAUGAAAUAAGUGUUGGUAAUGAGGCAAGAGCACGGCUUUAGCUUAUUAUACAUGCCAGCUAAGUGCACCUUUCAGCACCCGAUUGUGACAUGUGAGCCCGGGGGGCUUGAGAUACUGAGAGGGGUCGAUGAGAGAUGAUUAUGGACUGAGCAGCAGAACUAGAUCCUGAGUGUCCAUAGCAAUUAACCCCCCCCCCCCCCCCGGGCGCCCUGUCUCACUCAAUUCUAAAUCCAGCCUGGGACUAAUGAGGGACAUUCCAACCCCCCACCAAAAACAUUAUGUCUGGAGUCAAAUAUCCCACAUACGUCCCUCCCUGAGAAUGUGGCCCAGUGCGCCAGCUGGGGGCCACGGCUCUUCCUGACCAACCAAUGGCACAGGAACACUGCACCCUCUUUUCUACCUGCUGAUUUUAACCAUGGCAAAUAGUUUGGUAAGUGAAUGCAGGGGAGGAUCUGGCACAGGGUGAGCAGCCCCACAAUAAUAACCAGACAUCAGACCCACAGAACACAUAUUGGGGAUGAAAUUCUAUUUUAAAUGUGCCCUGUGCCCCCAGCUGCAUAUUAGUUUGUCAUCUGGCUGAUGGGAUCAGUGAGGUGUGAGUCAGUGCCUAGGGGGCCCCACCUGCACACAGUAUUCAAGACAGCACUCUGCUCUUGAAGGAUACUGGUAGUUUUGGGGGAUAUACUUCUUGCUCACCCCUAGUGGGGCCAGCCCCCCCCCAUCCCUUUCCGCUAUAAAACAUCCUGUGUAAAUAAUUGGAAUAAAGGAAUUUUGUGCUUUCUGUUGUGUGUUUUGUCCCAAGUUAGGGGCGGAAACCGGUUUUGUAACAAAAAAAACAACUUUGCACUUUUUUCUUCCCUACACCCUAUUUUGAUGCUGUUAUUAAGAAUAAAAAUUCAACUUUCCAUGA